CUCUUUAACCAGAAAUCAGGAAAAAAUUCAGCUUCUCGGUAAGCUUUGCUUUGCUGCCACUACCAUCGCCAAUCAUGCGGCCGCUCUACCUCUCUUGCUGUUCCUCAUCUUCUCGCUACCUUUCCCCGAUUACAUUCUUCUCUUCUUCUUCUUCUUCCUCCCUUCUCGCCAAACCAAUCCUCCCGACUUUCCGGACCAAUCCCGGAUUCAAAUUCACUCAAUCAAGAUCCCGUCUUUCGAUUCGGAAUUGCAGUUCCAUCUCCGCCAAGCCGUCUUCUGAGCUCCGGAAAAAGAAGGGCUCCUUAGACAGCUCCAAGCCAGAGGACAAGAAGCUCCGAGCUCUUCGCCAGCUCUUCUCCAAGCCCGGGAUUGGAAUCGACGCUUACGUUAUCCCUUCUCAGGAUGCUCACCAGAGUGAAUUCAUUGCCGAGUGUUAUAUGCGGAGAGGGUUUAUCUCUGGGUUUACCGGAAGCGCGGGGACUGCUGUGGUUACUAAGGACAAGGCAGCUCUUUGGACGGAUGGCCGUUAUUUUCUCCAGGGUGAGAAGCAGUUGAAUUCUAGUUGGAUUCUGAUGCGGUCCGGGAAUCUUGGAGUUCCAACAGCUAGUGAAUGGUUGAAUGAUGUCUUGGCUCCUGGAGCCAAAGUUGGCAUUGAUCCUGUGAGCAAUUUUGUAUCUGACUUCGAUGAAACUGAACAGUUCCUUUUCUCUUUUGAUGCUGCUGAGGAAUUGAAGGAAGACAUAGCGAGGAAGGAUCACGAACUAGUCUACUUGUAUGAUGUGAACCUUGUGGAUGAGAUAUGGAAAGAAUCGAGGCCAGGUCCUCCAAAUUCGCCUAUCAGGGUGCAUGAACUGAAAUAUGCUGGCGUCGAUGUUGUGUCGAAGUUAUCUUUUCUCAGGUCUCAGCUUGUUGAUGCUGGUUGUUCAGCGAUUGUUGUUUCGAUGCUUGAUGAAAUUGCUUGGCUCCUGAACUUGCGAGGCGGCGAUGUUCCCAAUUCUCCUGUUAUGUAUGCAUAUUUGGUGGUCACGAUGGAUGAUACCAAAUUGUUUGUUGAUAGUUCAAAAGUCACUCCAGAGGUCUCACACCAUUUGAAGAAUGGAGGUGUCGAGUUGAGGCCAUAUGGCUCCAUUCUUUCUGAGAUUGAGAGUUUGGCGUUGAAGGGUACUGAACUAUGGUUGGAUCCAUCUUCUAUUAAUGCUGCCAUAGCGAAUACCUACAAGGCUGCUGGUGACAAACACUUGGAAAGCCUUGGAAGUGAAGAUAACAGCAAGAGUAAGAAUCCUAAAGUAUCUAAUGGCUCCAGUGGUCAAUCUUGGGGACCAUGUGGAGUUUAUAGGGCAUCCCCUAUCUCUUUGGCAAAAGCUGUGAAAAAUCCUUACGAGUUAGAAGGCAUGCGAAAUGCUCACCUGAGAGAUGCAGCUGCCUUAGCACAGUUUUGGACUUGGCUCGAGGAUGAAAUUCACAAGGGUGCAAAGCUAACAGAAGUUGAUGUUUCUGAUAAACUGCUUGAAUUUCGUCAACAACAGGAUGGAUUCAUCGACACUAGCUUUGAUACAAUAAGUGGUUCUGGUGCAAAUGGCGCAAUCAUACACUACAGACCUGAACCAGGGAAUUGUAGCAUUGUGGAUUCAAAGAAGCUCUUUUUAUUAGACAGUGGAGCUCAAUACGUUGAUGGAACCACAGACAUAACAAGGACAGUGCACUUUGGCGAACCAACUGCACAUGAAAAGGAAUGCUUCACCCGGGUUUUACAGGGCCAUAUUGCACUGGAUGAAGCAGUAUUCCCUGCAACUACCGUUGGCUUUGUACUGGAUGCGUUUGCACGUUCCUUUCUAUGGAAAAUCGGCCUUGAUUACCGCCACGGGACGGGACAUGGCGUGGGAGCUGCUCUGAAUGUUCACGAAGGCCCUCAAAGUAUCAGCUUCCGAUAUGGGAACACGACUCCCUUGCAGAAGGGCAUGAUAGUCAGCAACGAGCCUGGAUACUACGAAGAUCAUGCUUUUGGAAUCCGAAUUGAGAAUCUCCUUCAUGUGAAAGAGGCAAACACUAAAUACCGUUUUGGGGGAAUAGGCUAUCUGGCUUUUGAGAAACUCACGUUCGUCCCCAUUCAGAAAAAAAUGGUGGAAGUAUCGUUGCUAUCUGAUGCAGAGAUUGAUUGGCUUAACGAUUACCAUUCACAAGUCUGGGAGAAGGUGUCUCCUCUGGUUGAAGGUUCUGCUUCACAAUGGCUUUGGGACAACACGCGACCGCUGGUCCGGCAGUGAUUAAGCUCCUCGGCUUCAGAUUCUCCCUUGUAUUGUAUAGAAGGAGAACCUUGCUCCCCAUUUUCUAUUUUGUUGCACUGUUCACCAUUAUACACACAAUAAUUUGGGUUGAUUGAUAUUGGAUUCCGUGGUCCUACAUUUACCCGGUCUAAUCACGGUUCUGGGAGUUUGUUGGUGGAAACUCGUUUGGACUUUGGACCGAGUUCUUUACUCAUCUCUCCGAUAUCGGGUCGCUGGCAGCGCCGUCGUUCUAAACCAAAAC
Linum tenue is the source of this 2526-nucleotide messenger RNA. NCBI's taxonomy places the organism in Eukaryota, Viridiplantae, Streptophyta, Magnoliopsida, Malpighiales, Linaceae. The record is from the annotation of a GenBank genome assembly.